UGCAAAUAGCAAUCUCUAGUGAGAGUGCUCGUGGCGUGCUUCUUCAGUCGCUUGCAUUGACUUGCCAGAUUUUUCGUCAAUUUUCAUGUUUUUCUUUGGAAACAUUUAUCUCUCUUACAAAUUUGGUAUAAAACUGUCUCGAUAAAUCUGUUGCACAACAUCCAAUCAUGGCUAGAUACACCCAGCGUCCGGAAAAUGCGCUAAAAAAAGCCACCGAAUUCAUCGAAGUUGGGAAGCAGGCUCGUGCUUUAGACACCUUGUACGAAGUUUUCAGGAACAAGAAAUGGGUUUUCAGCUGGAGCGAGAGCGUUCUCGAGCCCAUCAUGUUCAAAUAUCUCGAGCUAUGCGUGGAAUUGAAGAAGUCUCACAUAGCCAAAGAGGGGCUCUUUCAAUACCGCAACCUCUUCCAGUCCGUGAACGUUGGGUCAUUAGAAAACGUUAUUCGCUUUUAUCUUCGGACAGCGGAAGAGCGGACAGAACAAGCUCGAGAGCAAUCUCAGCAAGCUGUGGUUGAUAUCGAUGAUUUGGAUAAUUUGGAAACUCCAGAAAGUAUACUUCUGAGUGCUGUAAGUGGUGAGGACGCCCAAGAUCGGAGUGAUAGAACCAUUCUCACCCCAUGGGUCAAGUUCCUCUGGGAAUCUUACUGUCAGUGCCUCGAACUAUUGCGCACAAACAGCCAUGUGGAAACGCUGUACCAUGACAUUGCACGGAUGGCCUUUGCUUUCUGCCUGAAGUAUAACCGCAAGACUGAGUUCCGCAAGCUAUGCGACAAGCUGCGCAAACAUUUGGAGGACAUCCAGAAGCUGACUCCUCAGGUGGCCAAUGUGUCCAUCAGCAAGCCGGAGACGCAGCAGCUGAACCAGGACACACGUCUGGUGCAGCUAGACUCUGCCAUCCAGAUGGAACUGUGGCAGGAGGCGUACAAGGCCAUUGAGGACAUCCAUGGCCUGAUGAACUUGGCAAAGAAGUCACCAGUGCCCAAGACCAUGGCCAACUACUACCAGAAGCUGGCACUGGUCUUUUGGAAGGCUGGCCACAACCUGUUCCACGCAGCGGCCUUGUUCAAGCUGUUCCAGCUUUCUAAGGAGAUGAAGAAGAACAUAACGCAGGAGGAGCUGCAAAAGAUGGCCUGCAGGGUUCUGAUUGCCACGCUGUCCAUUCCGCUGCCGUCCGCGCACCCUGAGUUUGACCGCUUCAUCGAGACAGACAAGAGCCCUCUGGAGAAGGCGCAGCGUCUGGCAGUGUUGCUUGGCCUCUUCCAGCCGCCCACUAGGCAGUCGCUGCUCAGGGACAUUCUGCGCAUGAACGUGGUCAGCCUGGCCACCCCGCAGCUGCAGGAGUUGCACCAGUGGCUUGAAGAGGAAUUCAAUCCGCUGCAGUUGUGCUCUAAGGUGCACAGUAUCAUUGAUCGCAUCCGCGCUGACGAGAGCGCCACUGGACUUGUGCAGUACAUCCCUGCCCUGCAGGACGUCACCCACAUCAGGCUCAUCAGACAGGUGUCCCAAGUUUACCAGACGAUCGAGAUUCCACGCCUGGUUGAGUUGGCGUGUUUCGCCACGCCAUUCCACCUGGAGCGGCUGCUCGUGGAUUGCGUCAGGCACAACGACAUGCAAAUUCGCAUUGACCACCGCAAGGAAUGUGUCCACUUUGGCAUUGAUCUGUCCCAGGCUCAGCGUGAAGACAAGGCAGAGGGGCCGACCCUGCAGAGCAUGCCUAGCGAGCAGAUUCGCAACCAGCUCAUCAACAUGGGUUCUGUCCUGUACAGAGCUGUCAAGAUCAUCGACCCUCUGAAGAAAAAGGCCGAAAAGUUAAGGACUAUGCAGCUGUUGGUGAGUCACUACCACGGUAUCAAGGAUCGCGAGCACCGUGAAGUGCUGAACCGUCGCAUAAUCAUCGAGGAGCGCAAGGAGAUGCUGGAGCGUCUGAACACGGUGCGCGAAGAGGAAGAAGCUCGACGUCUGGAGGAGUUGGCGCGCCAGCAAGCCAUGGCCGAGCAGAAAAGGCUGACGCAGGAACGGCAGGAGCGCGAGCGCAAACGCCAGGAGAACGAGCUGCAGCAGAUCAAGGACCGCACUCUCAAGGAGAAAAUGCAGCAGAUCUCGCAGACCACCCACGGCCAGCGCAUUUUGCAAAAGCUCCAGGACGAUGAUCUGAAGAAAAUGGAUGCCGAUGAAAUUGCCCUGAGAGAGGUUGAGGAAUUGCAGAAGGAGCGACGGGAGCUGCAGCAGAAGCUCAAGUCUCAGGAGAAGAAGGUUGAUUAUUUUGAACGUGCCAAGCGCCUUGAAGAAAUUCCUCUGCUCGUAAAGUCAUUUGACGAGAAAAAGGAACAAGACAUGCUUUUCUGGGAGGCACAGGAGAAGCAAAGGAUUUCUGCGCUGAAGGAAGAGCGAGAGUUGGCCGUGAAGACCAAGAAGCGGCUGCUGCUGAUAAUGGACGAGAAGAACGCGUUUGUGUCGCGACUGAAGGAGGAGCGCAAGGCCGAGUUCAAGGCCAAGGAGGAGGCGUUCAAGAAGAAGAUGGCUGAGAAGCGCUUGCAGCUGCUGGAGGAGCGCAAGCAGCAGCGCAAGGAGCAUCGCCGGCGGGACUAUAUCAGGGCCAAGGAGGCUGAGGAAAUGCGCCGCAGGGAGGAGGAGGAAGCCAGGCUCGAAGAGAUUGAGCGAAAGAGGAUGGAGGAGGAGCAAGCUGCAGAGCUCAUCCGCAAGGAAAAGGAGGAGGAAGAGCAGCGUGUAAGAAUGGAGGCCCUCGACAGAGCUGCCGAGAAACAGAGGGAACGCGAUCGCGAAAUAGAGGAACGCACUAGGAAUGAGCAGGCGUCUCUGCGUGAGAGAGACCGCGGAGGCGACGGGGGCUCCAGGCUCUGGAAACGUGAUGACAGGGAAGCUCCAGCUCGACGUCCCGACGACUGGCGCUCGCGUGCCGCUAAUGGUUCGCCACCAAGAGCCAAGGAGGACGCAUGGAGGCCCACCGAACGCAGAGGUGAUGAUCUCAGGCGAGGCGAUGACAGGAGAGGUGACGACAGGAGAGGCCCUAUGUCCAGAGAUGUCCCCAUGUCUAGAGAUGGUCCCAUGUCUAGAGAUAUCCCCAGACGUGGUAUGGGCGAGCCAGGAAGCAGUUGGCGAUCUGGCGGUGACGAUUCUCGCGACACUGGCCCAAGGAAAAUUGAAAUUACGCGCAGGGAUGACCGCCGUGAUGACCGACGUGACGACCGAGACAGAGAUUUCCGCCGGCGCGAUGAUGAUCGCAGGGACGACCGCCGCUUUGAUAGGCGUGGUGGUGAUGACCGUCGCGAAGACAGGAGAGACGACCGCGGCGGCCCGAAGCUUGACUGGCGCCGCGGACCUCCUGCUGGCGGUGCUGAGCCUCCUGUUCGCAAGGAAGAGCGUGAAGAGAAAAAACCAGCCCCUGAACGAAGCGCUCCUUCUGCUCCUCAAGAAGAAGGUGAUGACGGAAGCUGGCAGCGCGUGAGUCGCAAGUAAUCCUGUUGAUCACCACAGCUUCCGUCUCUCUAGUGCCCAUUCCACUUGCUAUCAAUCUGAUCAGCUGAUUGCGAUAUUCUGUUUAAAAUCAAAUUUGUAAGUGGGCUUCUUUUAUUUACGUGCGAAGACGGAACUUCAACACAAUGUUAUUAAUGUGUAUUAUGUAGUACUCAAUUUGUCUGGUUUCAAUAAAGGUUUCUAAUUGAUACUAUA
Messenger RNA from Cloeon dipterum, 3689 nucleotides. RefSeq names its product eukaryotic translation initiation factor 3 subunit a (gene eIF3a). Gene Ontology annotation, cellular component: eukaryotic translation initiation factor 3 complex, eIF3m; multi-eIF complex; eukaryotic translation initiation factor 3 complex, eIF3e. Gene Ontology annotation, biological process: translation reinitiation; formation of cytoplasmic translation initiation complex. NCBI's taxonomy places the organism in Eukaryota, Metazoa, Arthropoda, Insecta, Ephemeroptera, Baetidae. Bases 168 to 3476 code for a protein of 1102 amino acids. Gene Ontology annotation, molecular function: translation initiation factor activity; mRNA binding. The record is from RefSeq and is a predicted model, not a curated record. The transcript is spliced from 13 exons.